AUGUAUCUUCCCCCCCAAGAUCUCCACAGAUUCGAUACCCGUCAGAAUAAUGCGUCCGACACGGGGCAAAAGGACACAGGCCCGAAAAAUGGGAACAAAACGAACACCUUUGUCAUUUGUGCCGCUGUGAUCAUCUUUGCCCUCGGCGUCAUCAUACUAUCCUACUUCGCCUUACGCACUCUCCGCCGAAUGAACUGUCGCCCUAAAUACAUCCCGGGAAAAUAUUUGAAGGACAAGUGGAAUCGAUGGGGUGGGGCGUCGUAUGGCCAAGUUCCUAAUGAAACCGCAAUCAACCGGAACGAGGGUGGAACCUCGACGAACACGCCUGCAGAAGAAGGAUCGGAGAUGAAUACCAAUGUCACCGUCCGUCGUGAUACCUCGGUGCGGUCGGUCAUUACACUCCCUCCCUACUCCUCCAGCCCCAAGCCAACAGAGCAAGUCAUUGCGCGCGAAGGAGAACGAGGGGGCAUGGAUGUCGUCGUCGAGUUCCCGGAGACCGCGGAAGAAGAGGAGGCACGCAGAGAGGAAUUGAUGGAGUCGUUAUACCAGAUUCGCCAACAACGACGGCAGGAGCUGGCGGAGCGGGAGGAGCGACGUCGCGAGCGUCGGGAAGCCCGCGACCGGGGUGACUUUAUUCGUCUUGAACAGCUCCGGAUACAGAAUCGAGCGCGUACUCAGAGUCGCUCGUCGGCAAACGGCAGCACGCCGAAUUUGAGCUCCACAGCAGCCCUUGCAGAGCAGCAAUCCCGUGGACGCGACAGGAGGAUCUCUAGUGUUAGCUACGCGGAGCUGGGAUACGUCCGACAUGACGGAUCCCGUGUCCGGGUUAGCUCGACCGAUUCUGACCGUCACCCACUUUUGUCCAACGCCGCAGCGGUGAGCAGCGAGAAUCCCGACCGUUCAUCGACCGCAACCUUGACGAACAUACAUUCCCGGGGCGAAUCCUAUUCAUCUGUCCAGUCGGCCGCCAGCGGGACUUCGGAAACGGAUGGACUGACGCGUAUCCGCUCUCAUGCGCGCUCCUCUCACUCUACAGGCCCUUCUCUGUCGGAACCAGAGGAAGGUGACGUUGGCGCACAUCACAUUCCUCCGCCAAGCUAUGAUCAUCUAGACUGGGGUGAAGCUCCGCCGUACGAAAGCCCCGUCGCUGAUCGAGGGGAACAUGUGCCUCGUCUGCGCGAACUGACAGUGCUACCCACGAUUCACAUUGACGCCGCGAGCCCCGUCAGCAAUACCCCUACUUCUCCGAGAAUUCCUCCUCAGCAUGAAGUCCAGGAGACCUCUUCCGGCGAGUCUAUCACACCUCAUACAACCUCACCGUCCUCAUAA
Aspergillus terreus NIH2624 is the source of this 1329-nucleotide messenger RNA. RefSeq lists its product as uncharacterized. Lineage: Eukaryota; Fungi; Ascomycota; Eurotiomycetes; Eurotiales; Aspergillaceae. The transcript is spliced from 2 exons. Bases 1 to 1329 code for a protein of 442 amino acids. The record is from RefSeq and is a predicted model, not a curated record.